CUUUUCCUUCAACCUUCUGAUCCAAACAAAGUACAAUGGGCUUUCAAAACUGAGCAGAUCGGAAUGCUCACAAGUUCACCUUGUUAUUUCCAUAGUUUUGAGCUCACAGCUUUAAAAACGGCUAAAAUAUUAGCUUCGGAUUGAGUCGCUACGAUUUUCGCCAUCUUAACUUUGUUUACGAAACAGAGUGUGGGCAAAUUCAGCGUCUUCAACCGUCUUGAAACCCGAAAUUCUCUCCGUAAACACGCCAUGCUUUCUUCACGAACUAAAGCUCUGUAACCUCUCCUCAUAUCAUUAUUUAGGGGGGCUCCAAGGCAUUUUUAAGGGCCAUAAUUUUCUGGGAAUUGAGCAAUCUGUAAAUACCGCGUGUGUACAAGACAGCGUGUCUCCACGUGAAAUUGGCGUAUUUUGUUCUCGAAAACAUCAUGGAAGGUAAAGGAGAAAACAAGCUUUCACGUAUUGAAGAGUGGAGAGAAAAAAAGAGAGAAAAAAACAGACAGAAGAACCUAAAGUACAACGAAAAGAAUCGUGAGAAAAGAGCUGCUUAUGCCAGAGAAAGACGGCAUGCCGACAAGACAGAUCAUCAGCAAACGCGCCAACGAACAGCACAAGCAGCAAAAAAAUCAAAGAAACUUCAAGAAAAAAAAGAAAAGAAAGCUGUCUUGGAAACAAAUAUGGAAAAAGUGCGACGACAAACACGAGAGAGGGUUAAGAAGUUGAGGGAAAAAAAGAAGCAAAUCGCUAACGCAGGAGAGGUAAGAGAUGCCGGCAGCCAAGCUAACGAUAAUGUUGCAGGCUUCAGAAACAGAAUGGCGGCAAGUAGAGCAGUAAAGAAAGUUAAAAAAGCAUUGCCUGAAACUCCAGAAAAGCGUGCUGAGAUAAUGAAGAAGAUAGGUGCAAGUCCGAGAACGAGGAAACAUCUUGUCAAAGCAGGAAUCAUGACGACUCCGGAAGAGGAAAAAGAGAGCAAGGUUUUAAAAGCAAUGGCAGCUGACAUCAAAGAGGGCUUAGAGGAAGUUAAAAGGAGUGGCUCGAAUGAGAAACGAACUGCUUUGAGAGCCUUCAAGUCCCUGGCUUUUGGACAAAACGUAAAAAAAUCUCGGGCCCAACGUUCUUUAGCAAAAGUCGUCUCUCUGAACAGGAAGAGCAUUGGACGUGGAAUUAAAAGAAGAAUGGAAAUUUUGAAGGGGGAGGAACCAAGUUGGCUCGUUUCUAAAAGGAAAGUGAGAUUUGAUGCUGUUCCUGAGGAGGUCAAGAGGAAUGUUUACGAUUUUUGGACGACCCAAGCUAGCCGUCCAACAGGAGACAAAAAGGAUUUUGUUCGCUAUCGUACGGGAAAGAGCCAGUAUACAGAACAUGCCAAGCACAUCCUGGAAAAGUCUCAGACAGAAGCAUUCCUAGAAUUCCAGGCCCUCUAUCCUGGCGUAAAGAUAAAGCAAAGGAAAUUUGAAUCGCUCAAGCCUUUCUUCGUGAAAGCCGCAAAAGAACGCGAUAGAAAGUCCUGCCUUUGUCGGAAGCACGUAGAGAUCAAGAUCGUCCUUGGAGAUUGUAUGAAAUUUCGCAAAGCAGCCUUAAAGGAGAGAGAUCAUGAGAGUGUUAAUGUUCUUGCCACUAUUACAGAAGCUGCAGAACUGACUCUUUGCCCCAAAGCAGAAGAAGAUCCUUACCAUAAACUGGCCUGUUUGGAAAGAGAGUGUGAGCAUUGUGGUGUCCACCUGAUGAAACUCCUUCCAGAGGAAGAAUCAAUUGAAGGUACAGUUAUUUGGAGACGCUACGAUUAUGUCUCAACAGGGAAAUUUUUGGCAAAUGGUCAGGAAAAGAAGAAGCUGGCCCUUGUAACAAAAGAAACACCACCAUCAGAAAUGUUUGGCUACUUCAAGAACCUCAUGAAAGAUUAUCCAAUGCAUUCCUUUAUGGCCAAGUGGCAACGCGAUCAGCUUGACACUUUGCUUGAGCAUUUACCUAUUGAUCAUGCAGUCGCCAUUCAUGACUAUUCAGAAGGAUACACCUGUAGGUCGCAAGAUGAGACGCAGUCUGAAUACUUUGACGUAGCGAAAGUGUCGUUGCAUGUAACUAUACUCUACCGCCAUGCUACAGAAGUUAACGAUGGUAUUGAAAGUACAGAGGAGAACCCAGAGAUUGUAAAGGAGCACGUGUUUGUGAUUUCCGAUGAUGUCAUUCAAGACAACAGUUCUGUUCACAAAGUACAGGAACUUCUGAACAAUUACAUCACAAACGACCUUGGCCAACAAGUUAAAAUUAUGCACGAAUUUACCGAUGGGUGUGCAGCCCAGUACAAGUCUCGCCACUGCCUGGGAGAUUUGUCCUGUUGCGUUGCAGACUUUGGCUUCAAAGUGCAGCGCAAUUUCUUCGAAACCUCACAUGCCAAAGGCGAACAGGACGCUGCUGGUUCUCAUGUAAAACAGAAAGUUAGCCAGGCAGUACUGCGUCGAACAGCCGCCAUCAAAAGCGCCAAGGAUAUGCACACUUACCUGACAGAAAGUUUUACUUUGCCUACUGCGUCAAGCUUCUUGUCAAGAACAAAAUCUGUCAACUUAAAACAGCGCCUCUUCUUCUAUGUGCCAGCAUCUGGCGAGGGAUCAGUCAACAGAAACAGACCAGAGCGCAAAUUUAGAGAGAUCAAGGGAAUCAGAAAGAUCCAUGCAGUUAAGUGCACCACAGAACAAGGAAAGGUGUACACACGUGAACGGUCCUGCUAUUGUCUUGACUGCCUGCUAGAAACUGGUGACUCUUGUGCUAACUCUGAGUGGGUUGAUGACUGGAAAGAGCUGAAGAUUGAAAGAGAAGCAUCACCAGCAAUUACUAGGAAUGCACAGGAAGACACUGUGGCAGUGACAACAGAAACAGCUGUCAGAAUAGCUGACUUAGCCGUAGCAGGCAGUGUGGUUGCAGUUGCAGCAGAUGCCGACUCCAGCUAUGACUAUUAUCUUUUCAAAGUCAACAGUGACGGAGUUGAGGAGCUAGCAGCAGAUGUGACAGAUGCUUAUGGCAGCAUUUACAACACAGGGCAGGAAGUUCUUAAAGGAAACUUUUUCCUAAGAGACAACCUAAUCGACAUGACAUAUAAACUUGACGAAAGUAAAGUUGCCAUUGUUCAUGCAGCGACUGUGAGGCACAUUUGUUCUGACCUUCGCACUGUAAAGAGAGGAAGAAAGUCAGUGUAUAGAGUACCUGUGAUUCUCAAUGAGGAGAUACUGGCCUCCAUGUAAUAUGAAAUGUCUAUUAAAAGGUUAAACAUUGUUUUAUUUA
Molecule: messenger RNA, 3270 nt
Organism: Stylophora pistillata
Lineage: Eukaryota; Metazoa; Cnidaria; Anthozoa; Scleractinia; Pocilloporidae
Source: RefSeq, a predicted model, not a curated record